CAUCUGACAGCACUGAGUCUAGUUAGUUACGAACCGUUCAAGAAGGCGGUAGUGAAUUAAGAAUAUCAUAAUAAUAACAUCUAAUUGCGUAGUUAAAAAGUGUGUGGUUAUUAUCUGUCAAAUUUAAUUAUAUAUUGAAAAGAUGCAUUGCAUUUUUUUGUGUCUUUCUAUUUUCUUAGUGCUUGCCAAUGCAGACUUAGUAAGGAUCCCUUUGUAUAAGACUCAAACCGUAAGAUCUAAACUGAAAGAAUACGAUACGGAAUUGCAUAAAGCACAUCUUAAAUACGGUGAUCUCACACCAGAACCAUUAUCUAAUUAUCUUGAUGCCCAAUAUUACGGUGUCAUUAGCAUUGGUUCGCCACCGCAAGAUUUUAGUGUGGUUUUCGAUACGGGUUCCUCAAAUUUAUGGGUUCCAUCCAAAAAAUGCCAUCUAACGAAUAUUGCUUGCCUUUUACAUCACAAAUACGAUAGCAGCAAAUCAUCCACUUAUAAACAAAAUGGUACUGAGUUUUCAAUUCGAUAUGGCUCGGGUAGUCUUUCUGGAUACCUAUCUGUUGAUAAAGUAUCAAUCGCAGGAUCAGAAAUCAAAGAUCAAAUGUUUGCUGAAGCUAUGAGCGAACCUGGACUUGCCUUUGUCGCUGCUAAAUUUGAUGGAAUAUUAGGAAUGGCAUAUUCUAAAAUAGCUGUAGAUGGUGUAACGCCUCCUUUUUAUAAUUUGGUUAAACAAGGCAUCAUACCACAGGCCAUUUUUAGUUUCUAUUUAAACAGAGAUCCUUCGGCACCAGUAGGUGGAGAAAUGAUAUUGGGAGGUUCCGAUCCUGAUCAUUAUGAGGGUACUUUUACAUAUGUUCCUGUUGAUCGCAAAGCUUAUUGGCAAUUUAGAAUGGAUAGAGUCGAAGUUGGCAGCAGUGUAUUUUGUAAAGAUGGCUGUGAAGCUAUUGCCGACACUGGUACUUCAUUAAUAGCAGGACCAUUAGACGAAGUUAAAGCAAUAAAUAAAGAAAUUGGAGCAACACCAAUCAUAUCAGGAGAAGCAAUGGUUGACUGUAACUCUAUUGAGCGUUUACCUGUAAUCAAUUUUGUGCUUGGUGGACGUUCCUUCUCUUUGUUUGGUAAAGACUAUGUUUUAAAGGUGACGCAAUUCGGAAAAACUAUUUGUUUGAGUGGAUUUAUGGGUAUUGAUAUUCCUCCACCAAAUGGGCCCUUAUGGAUUCUUGGUGAUGUAUUCAUUGGACGUUAUUAUACUGAAUUCGAUAUGGAAAAUGAUCGUGUAGGGUUCGCAGUUGCUAAGUAAA
Polistes dominula (European paper wasp) is the source of this 1295-nucleotide messenger RNA. It is a transcript of the gene cathD, whose product is annotated as cathepsin D. Lineage: Eukaryota; Metazoa; Arthropoda; Insecta; Hymenoptera; Vespidae. Gene Ontology annotation, molecular function: aspartic-type endopeptidase activity. The record is from RefSeq and is a predicted model, not a curated record. Gene Ontology annotation, cellular component: lysosome. Gene Ontology annotation, biological process: proteolysis; cell death.